CCCUCUUGGGUAGCAAGCUGGGAUUACAAAGCGGUCCAACUCUUGGAAAAGGAAAUCAAAAAAAGAAGGGAAGCCUUCUUAGUUCUGUGGGAUUCCAUCAAGCAUAGAGAAAGCAUGCUGCAACAAAAAUCAAGGAAAACAUGGCUGAUGCUGGGCGAUGCCAACACAAGAUUUUUCCAUAACUGUGUCAAAGGGAGAUGGAGGAGGAACGAGAUAAAUAGUGUUCAAGUAAAUGGAGCCCAGAUUGUGGAAGCGAGACAAAUGAAAGAGGAGAUUUCCUCCUUUUUUGAACAGUUAUACAAGGAAGAAAAGCAAGAAAGACCUAGACUAGAUGGGGUGGUUUUCCAGCAAAUCUCUCAGGAUGACAAUGAAACAUUAAUUGCUCCUUCUUCUGAAGAGGAGAUCAAAGAAGCUAUAAGGGACUGUGACAGCUCAAAAGCACUAGGUCUAGACGGUUUCAAUUUCAAGUUUGUCAAAGAUCAGUGGGAGGUUAUCAAGGAAGAUGUGAUUCAAUUCCUUCAAGAAUUCCAAGAAAAAAGCAAGUUGGUGAAGGGGUUAAAUACCUCUUUCAUUGCCCUAGUACCGAAGGUUGAUAAUCCCCAAAAGAUUGAGGAGUAUAGACCUAUAUCCCUCAUUGGAGUGGUGUAUAAAAUUCUUGCAAAGAUAUUAGCCAACUGCCUCAAAAAGGUUCUGGAUACGGUGGCAGAGGAAGCAAAAGAGAAGAAGAAAAAGGCCUUCUUGUUCAAGAUAGACUUUGAAAAGGCCUACGAUAAGCCCAACAAGUCAAUUCUCAGUAUCACGGGGCUUAAGGCAAGGGGAUCCGCUAUCCCCUUUCCUAUUUCUAAUCAUUGCAGAGGGGUUGAAUGGCCUGGUUUCAACAGCAGUUCAAAAAAACCAAUUGCAAGGAGUAGAGGCAUCCCGAUUGGGGGACACUACGGGAAGAUUGCCUUCUGGAAACCGUUGAUAGAUGUUUUUAGCAAUAAAUUAUCCAAAUGGAAGGGUCGGUUUCUAUCUCUCAGAGGUCGCAUUACUCUUAUUAACUCAGUGCUCGAUAGUCUCCCGGUCUUCUGGAUGUCGGUAUACUUGAUACCCAAAGGUACGAUUCUGCUUCUUGAUCAAAUUCGUAGACGGUUUUUAUGGGGUGGGACUGAAGGGGGUAAAAAGAUCAAUUGGGUUAAAUGGGAAGUGGUGUGUAAGGAUAAGAAGAAAGGUGGUUUGGGAGUAAAAGACCUUAGGAAGUUCAAUAUGGCUCUCUUAGGAAAAUGGUGGGGGAGAUUAGUGUCGGAGGAAAAAGGGCUAUGGAAAAAAAUCAUUUUUGAAAAAUAUGGGAAGGCGGGGGAACCUAGCUAUUACUGGCUAAGAGAGGAGAGCAACAGUGGGACAAAAUGGUGGAGGGACAUCUGUAGAAUAAAUACAAUAGCAGGGGAAAAUUGGGGAUGGAUAGCUGAUGGUUUUAAAUUAAAAGUAGAUGAAGGGGUUAGUACUAAUUUCUGGUGGGAUAACUGGAAAGGGGAAGGGUGCCUUGCUAACAAAUAUCCAAGACUUUACUCUCUAUCUAUAGGGAAGGAUAACAAAAUUCCUCAAAUGGGAGAAUGGCUUAACAGUAAAUGGGAAUGGAACCUUCAAUGGAGAAGAAACCUCUUCAGCUGGGAAACUCAACAAGUAGGAGAUCUACAAAAGGACAUACAAGACAUAAGACUCAUAAGAGGCAAACCAGACCUUUGGGAAUGGGCUCACAGCAAAGAUGGAACCUACUCCACAAAUUCAGCAUAUCAAAUACUCCCAAGGGAGACUAGAUCGGAGCAGCAUGGAAUGGAACUCCAAAAUGUAUGGAACAAGCUGAUCCCCAACAAAAUCUCGACUUUCUCAUGGCAAUUACUACAGGACAAAAUCCCCACAAAGCUUAAUCUGCAUAAAAGAGGUAUUAUUCAAGCUCUUGAAGAUUGCAAAUGUGCUUUAUGUGGUAAGGAAGCAGAGAAUACUAGCCACCUCUUUAUUCACUGUAAUUUUGCUUGGCAUCUUUGGAAUGAUUGUUUUAAAUGGUGGGGUCUUAUACAUGUGCUUGAUAAAGACUGCUGGAAGGUGUUUCAACAGCACCCAAAUCCAUUAAGAAGAGCGAAAUGGAAGGAGGGAUGGGAAUGCAUUUGGUUUGGUAUUGUUUGGACAAUAUGGCUUGCUAGAAAUGAGAAGAUCUUUCGAGAGAAGGAACCAGACAAAAUGAGGCUCCUGGAGCUGGUACAAAUUAGGACAUUUAGAUGGCUAAAAAGUAGAAAAUGAGGCUGUGUCUUCUCCCUAUCAGAUUGGCUCCAUAAUCCAACUGAUUGUCUGACCAACAUUUGCAACAAAAAAGGAUAGGUAACGGAAUAGCAAGCAACAAGUAAAGUCCCACAUACAGCCAAAGGCACUUCCAUCCCUCCAUGAUUGAUUGUAUUUUGUCUUUCAAUUUGUAACUUUCUCAAUUUGGUGUUGGUCUGGUGUACUCCUGGUACCCGCGACACAUAAUAAAGUUCUCUUUGGAUU
Molecule: messenger RNA, 2520 nt
Organism: Rubroshorea leprosula
Lineage: Eukaryota; Viridiplantae; Streptophyta; Magnoliopsida; Malvales; Dipterocarpaceae
Source: the annotation of a GenBank genome assembly